CACAUCAUAACUUUUGAGAGGUGGGAAAACGGCUCUGACUCCUCCGUCGUUCACCAGCAAGCACAGGCGACACGGAAGCGCACCGAGGGGCCCAGAUGGAGAAAUCCAAAAACUUUCGCAUCGACGCGCUUUUAGCAGUCGAUACACCCAAGGUGCAGACCUCCCCGCUGGCGCUGGUCACUUCCCUGUCCUCCUCCAUCCCGUCGUCCGGGAGCGUGGCGGCCCAGGAGAUCAACACCAGCGUCGAGUCUUUGCGCGCCGAGACACCGUCCCCACCGAGGAUGUCCUCCUGCGGGCUGAUCCCCAAACCGGGCUUCCUCAACAGUCCGCACAGCAUGGUUGGAUUACAUCCGCAGAGCACCGCAGGCAUCCCCGCACAGGCUCUCUACGGCCAUCCCAUGUAUACCUACUCCGCUGCUGCGCUCACGGGCCAACACCCUGCCUUGUCCUACUCCUAUCCACACGGCUCCCAUCACCACCACACCAGUGAUCCCAUCAAACUGACAGCCAGCACCUUCCAGCUGGACCACUGGCUCCGGGUCUCCACAGCCGGGAUGAUGCUGCCCAAAAUGUCUGACUUCAAUUCUCAGGCGCAGUCCAACUUGCUCGGCAAGUGCAGAAGACCCAGAACUGCCUUCACGAGUCAGCAGCUGUUGGAGCUGGAGCAUCAGUUCAAACUGAACAAGUAUCUGUCGAGACCGAAGCGUUUUGAGGUGGCCACGUCCCUGAUGCUGACAGAAACACAGGUCAAAAUCUGGUUCCAGAACAGACGAAUGAAAUGGAAAAGGAGUAAGAAGGCCAAAGAACAGGCCGCCCAGGAGGCCGAGAAGCAGAAGGGCAGCAAGAGCGGCCAGGAGAAAUCUGACGGACUCGAACAGUCGGAUUAUCACAGCAAGACAGACUCAAAAAACGGCAGAAUAAAAGACUUCAGGGACAGUGACGACGACGAGGGCGAGAGUUUCAUGUACAACUCGUCAGACUGCUCAUCGGACGACGAGAGGAAUCACGCCAGUGACAUAAGUCCACAGCCUUGAAGCUGGAGAAAUAAGGAUGGAGGAUGAUGAUCUCCAUUUAUAAAGACUGUGGGGGAUUCUCGCUAUAAAAUGCAGUUGCAUGUAAUCCAACCUCUAAUCAACUACAUGGAAUAAAUGAGCAUUUGUCAUUAAAAAAAAGAAAAGAAUAAAAAUUAGGUCAAAAAUAAAUGCCCAUAAUUGUCAUAAUAAACAAGCAAUAAAAAGUGGAUAUUUAGAUUUUAUAACGCACACACAUCACUCAGCAUAUAGAUAAACUGUGCAAAUACAAAAAGCUGAAAACUGGAUCAGAACCUGUACUUGUUGUGAUUCAUUCAAUAGCCCACACAGCCCAUAGUCUGCUGCCAUUCCUCUUAUUUUGGCCUUAUUUUGUUCUUUGUGGUGUUAUACUUCAGUAUAGUGUGUCAUGUCACGCUAAAAAAAAGUGUUAUGUUUAUUUUUCUAUACUGUAUUUAUAAAAUGGUCAUAACAGUGCAUGCUAAAUUAUUGUUUAGCGUCUCUCUCGGUGGAAACUGUGAAAUAAAAUGCUUUUAUAUAAAAUUCACGCAGUUGGUAUUUUGGCGCAAGUCUUUCGCCCAGUCGCUUGAUUAAUGACGCACACUUUGCAGAGUUUCGGGCCCUGAUGCGCAGAGACUUGUGUUGUUCUCCUCGCUCUGACAGGUGGGGUCAUGGGAAUUACUGUUAAUGGCGCUGUCGGAUCCGUGCAAACGUGCAGUGAGAGCAAACAGCGAGCAGGCCGGCAGACGGAGGAAACAUUUCACACCACACUAGCAAUGGGGCUCGUAUUAAUAAAGCCUUUUAAACGGCGCGUUAAGCGACAACUUGGCUGCUCAGGCACUAUCUUCAGGAGUGAAAUCAUCUCGAAAUGAUUCACAACUCCAGAAAUAUUUUAAACAUUAACAUCUACUUAUCAGUGUGAGUGUGAGUGAUUCAAAUGUCACUACACAAUUACAUUCUUGUAAAAAAAAAAAAAAAAAGUGUUGGAAAAUAUAUGUAGGAUUGGAUUCAAGAUUAGCUGAUAGGACUUCACUUAAAUUAUAACUACAAAUUCAAAAGUAAAAUUAUGAUGACCAUAGUUAAUGUAAACAUUUAGAAACUGGCCAUUAAAAAAUUCCUGCAAAUGCAUGGUUUGCAUCUCUUCCAUUCUACACAGUACAUUUAUUCAUUUAAGGUGCAUUAUCACCUGCUAUAUUUAAUCCAAUAUGAUCUUUAGAUAUUCUUUAUUUUAUAUAUUAUGAAAUUCAGCAAUGAUUCCCACUGUGACUGAGCCAUUGGGAGAAUUUAACACCAUAACUCUUUGUGUGUGCUCACCAUGCGAUAGUUAUUUUCUAGAAAACUGCACAAAACGGUCUCACUUGCUAUCUUUGUUCCCGCUGUCAUCAGCGUUAGACUAUAGCAGGGGUUGACUGAUUAUGUGCCAUUUGUAACAGGAUUACUGUGGGAUCUGCUGGUUAUCUUCAACUGUUUGCUUUAGCUUCAGCGGACUAAAUCAAAGUUCAGCCGAGGGUCAAGCCCAACCAAGAGUGCACCAGGUAAAGCCGGUGGCAGCUCUCGGGCUCACGGCUGCAGACAAUGGCCAGUGUAUGGACGGCACAGUGAGACCAUUGAUCCCACUAUCUCCACUUUUUAACUGGGGACUUUUCCUCACAAGGACCUUCCAUUUCUCACCGAAAACACCCCUAGUCCAUGUGCCUGUUUGUGGAUGGAGGGAUGCUCUAUUCUUCAUCAAAAAUCAGGGUCAUACCUGUAUAUGAAAACCCUUUUUACUUCCUGUGACUGGGGCUUACUGUGUGGUUUGUAGAGCAGCAGAGGACAUUUCCUCUGGUUGACCUUGGUGGCCCAUUCCUGACCUCAAACCGCGCUCUGAUGCAGGCCGCACCAAUGGAGCUAAUUAAUAGGAGCAAGUAUCAAAUGUAACAGAACGACUCUGCUAUGCUAACAACGCGGGAUGAUACUGGUGUCAGCGAGCAAACAGAAAAGGCCAGACUCAAGACCCGGGGUCAUUUCAUCAGGGCGUGAAAUCACUGAAUGAACAACGCCACCGUCCCUCUGUUCUGACGCCACUUUUUUAUGUCACACUCGCAAGUGGAAAUAUAUUCAAUAACAUAAAAAGAUAGAACUGUUCACUGACCAGUUGUGUUCAAGGCUGAAUAAGAUUCUAUUAUAAUGCAUUUAUUUGUGUUAGAGUGUAAAUAGAUGCAGUAAAACUCAGAAAAAUGAUUCCAGCUUUCUGAACCUUGUGAUAUUAACUCUUGCUGCACACUGCCUCCAUGAGGACAGACACAGAAAAAAACAUUAAAGAAAAACUGAGGAAAAGAAAGCGGUUUCAAAAAAUCCUUUUCUCAACAAUAAAUCAAAGCUUUUGGCUUUUGACUAAUGUUUAACUAAUUAAAUAAAUAUUUUCCAGUGCCAACAUUUCAAAUUAAUUUUGUUAAGAUAUAAUACCGUGGGAUAUUUCACCCAUGUAGAAGCACCAGCACGCUGUAUCUGGGAGUUGAAAUAUAAAAAAAUCCAAUGCAA
This is a messenger RNA of Paralichthys olivaceus (Japanese flounder), 3551 nucleotides long. RefSeq names its product motor neuron and pancreas homeobox 1 (gene mnx1). The record is from RefSeq and is a predicted model, not a curated record. Gene Ontology annotation, biological process: neuron projection morphogenesis; endocrine pancreas development; central nervous system development. Gene Ontology annotation, molecular function: sequence-specific double-stranded DNA binding; DNA-binding transcription factor activity, RNA polymerase II-specific. Gene Ontology annotation, cellular component: nucleus. Lineage: Eukaryota; Metazoa; Chordata; Actinopteri; Pleuronectiformes; Paralichthyidae.